This is a messenger RNA of Schistosoma curassoni, 375 nucleotides long. The record is from the annotation of a GenBank genome assembly. NCBI's taxonomy places the organism in Eukaryota, Metazoa, Platyhelminthes, Trematoda, Strigeidida, Schistosomatidae.
AUGGGGUCAAAAAUAAUUGCAUUGAUUGUAUGUUUACCAUUAUUACUAUUAUUUAUUGCAUUGGGACUUGCAAUUUUCUAUUGUCUACGUUCAAGAAAACGUAUUAGACAACGUACUACAUCAACUCCAGUGCGAAAUCAUUUACCUAGAUCACAGCCAACUCCAACCUCAAAUUUUACUAAUAUUCCUGCACAAGCCCCAUACCCGACGGGUUCAUCACAAGUUCCAUAUCCAAUGAGUUCAUCUCAGGCUCCAUAUCCAAUUAGUUCAUCACAAGAUGGAAUGCCAACAGGAGCAGCAGUGAUAUCGUCGGCGCCUAACUUUGAUCAACCACCACCAUAUCCUGCAAAAAGGCUAUACAAUAUGAAACUAUGA